AUGACUUCUAUAUUACCAGGAUCGGCUGAACUGCAGGGCAAUGAUUGCACUUGUGAACAUUGCACAGAGACAAAAAGACAUGAACUCAGUCAAAGGAGGAGUAGACGCAAUAUUAAAAGACGUAGAGCCCCUUCCUUUAUUUUUAAUAGAGAUAUGGACAUUGAAGGAUCCAAUUACGAUGUCAUUACCUCUGUCGCAUAUCUAAGUGAAAAAUAUGGUCUAAGGAAAACCCACUAUAUCAGCAAGUUUAUUAGAUGUAUCCAUAGAAAAAUUAAUAGGGAUGUCAGUAGGAUCAGCGACAAAUAUACUGAUCAAUUGAGUCCGUGGGCUAAAUCAAAAUUGUUUCUUUUAUUAGUUACAUUGUCUGAAAGAGGUGGCCCAGAAUACUGGUUAGAUAAAGAUGAGCAUGGUUCUGCUGCUGAGAAAAAAGCUACUGAUAGUAGCAAAGAUCCAAAGAAGAGUACAAAGAAAAAAAAUGAGAGGGACGUUACAAGUGAAGAGCGUUUUCCUACAUUAACUGAAAGAAUCAUUCAACAAAAUAUCAACCAAGACUUCAAUGAAUCGUCGUACGAUGAAAACUAUGUGUUUUCUUCGAUAUGGGCUAACUUUAUGGAAGGCCUAAUCAAUCACUAUCUGGAAAAAAUAAUUGUACCACAUUCUGAGAUGAAAGUCUGCCAACAGUUAUAUAAACCAAUGAUGAAAAUAAUAUCAUUAUACAAUGAAUAUAAUGAAUUGAUGGAGAAAAGUGAACGUAACGGCUUUCUGCCAGUUACUGAAGAGGUGAAUGAGGGUUCAGAUGCUAUAUUAGAUCCAACCUCUAAGGAUAGUGAAAAAAAUGAUAUUGUGACUCAAGAAAGAUUACAAAGAGCUCAGAAAUUGCUAUGGCAAGCACGUCAAGAUAUACCAAAGACAAUAAGCAAAGAGCUUACCCUCUUGUCCGAAAUGUACUCCACGUUAUCAGCAGAUGAACAAGACUACGAGCUGGACGAGUUUGUUUGUUGUGCAGAAGAAUACAUAGAAUUGGAGUUUUUACCAUCGUUACUGAAUGUACUUUUCAAAAAUUGUGGGAACAAGGCCUUUUGGAAGGUUUUAUUAGUUUUGGAACCAUUUUUCUAUUACAUCGAGGACGCAGGUGCUGAUGACGAUGAUGAAGGGAAUGAAAAUACAAGAGUCAUUCAAAAAAAUGACAAUGUAAAGGAAACUUUCAAACCGGAUCCAAGAGUAAUAACGCUAGAAAAGAUUUGUGAAGUUGCAGCAAGACAAAAGUGGAUUUAA
Kazachstania africana CBS 2517 is the source of this 1275-nucleotide messenger RNA. RefSeq names its product Aan1p (gene AAN1). The transcript has a single exon. NCBI's taxonomy places the organism in Eukaryota, Fungi, Ascomycota, Saccharomycetes, Saccharomycetales, Saccharomycetaceae. The record is from RefSeq and is a predicted model, not a curated record. Bases 1 to 1275 code for a protein of 424 amino acids.